This is a messenger RNA of Oryzias melastigma (Indian medaka), 2598 nucleotides long. RefSeq lists its product as uncharacterized. The record is from RefSeq and is a predicted model, not a curated record. The transcript is spliced from 14 exons. NCBI's taxonomy places the organism in Eukaryota, Metazoa, Chordata, Actinopteri, Beloniformes, Adrianichthyidae. The coding region runs from base 84 to 2534 and encodes 816 amino acids.
ACUCUGGACAAACUGUGAUUAAUUGCGAUUAAAAAAUUUAAUCGCCUGACAUCUCUAACAAAAAUAUUUAUAUUUUGCAGGACAUGACUGAAAAGAGCAUUGGUGGGCCCUCAGCUGCCCCUGCUGAGGAGGCACCACGCACCUCCACCCCUAUUUCUUUUAUGUCCCCAUCCCCUCCCACUCUGUCACCCGUCCGUGCCCCUUCCCCAGUACCUGCCCUUUCCCCAAACCCUCGAGCUUUGACCCCGCCCUGUCCACCCUAUUCCCCUCUUAGCUGCCUAUCCUCCGGUUCUUCAUCCCCGUUGCCCUGUGGCCAACCCAUGGCUUCCUCUCCUGGGUCUGAGUCACCCCCAACGCCUCCGCCUGCAUCCCCUCUGGCCUCUCCAGCACCCCCAACAACCCCGCCUGCAUCCCCUCCGGCCUCUCCAGGACCCCCAACGCCUCCGCCUGCAGCCCCUCCAGCCACUCCGCCAACCACCACGCCUCCAGCGGAAGCCCCUCCAGCCCCUAAACGCCUCAAAUGUGCCCCAGAAAACCCAACUGAACACACGUGCCCACUCUGCCGAAUUAGUUACAGAGAUAUUGGGCAACAUUUAAAAAAAUCGGAAAGAAUUAAAAAUCCCAACGAGCUUCUCCUUCUCCAAAAAUACGCCCAUCUCCAUUUUCUGUCAAACCUAGACUGUCCCCUCCCUGGCUGCAAAUCCCGCCAGGUCCAGCGCCUGGACAAGCAUCUUUCCAAAGUGCACAAAAUGCAGAAUCAUUUGGUGGGUCCAAAUGUGCUCUUAGCCAAAAGGCUGCAUGUGGCCCGGGAGCUGACCUUGCUCCGGGCCACAAAUCCGGACCCACCAAUGGUUUCCAGCCUGGACCUGGUGGACGAAUUAAAAAUUCGGGAGGUUGCAGCCAGGGAGGUGAAAAAUAUUGGCAUACAGAGGCUCCAGAGGGAGGAGGCCGACGCGGAGGCCGGUGAGGAGGCUGGCGUGGACGCUGACGGGGACGCUGGCGAGGACGCUGGCGAGGACGCUGGCGAGGUGGCUCCAGCGGUGGUCCCUCCUAUCCCAAGUACACCUCUUCCAAUUGGGGGAGACCAAGGGGCCGAACAGUCUGGCCCCAGCCACUCUGACCUGGAGGAGCGACUCCGAGUGGUCACGGGCCUCCUCCAGGAACAGAUCCGUAAAACUACUGAGCAGGAGGCCAGACUGAAAGCCGUUUCGCCCCAGGAGAGGACACAAAAGUUCGAGAGACGGAGGCCCCGGUCGCCCUCCCAGAUCCCUGCAUAUGAAAAAACCAUCGAAGACUACAGGAGGCAUAUUGAGGGGGCUUCCGCGGGCCGUAAGGACAGGGAAAAUGCGCGGCAGCGGGCCUCGCAUAUAAAGGUCUUCACAGACUUCAUGUCUGCCCCGCAGUCCCCAGCGGCAGACAUGAAGUAUUUCAAGGACAUCAAAAAAGUUUCGGAAUUUGUGCGUCACCUGCAGAGCAGGGCGUACAAGCCUACUACCAUAAAGGCCUACCUGACUGACGUGGUGGGGUACAUAAAAUAUGUUUCCAUCGUGGCCCCCCCGUCAGUCAGGAUAAGCAGCAAGGACCUGGACAGGCUACUCCUGGAGCUCCGGGCACGAAUCAGGGAAAUUGGCCGAGAGGUGGCCAACCAGCAGCUGCUGGUGAGACGCCAGAAAUCAGCUAAACUUAUCCCCAGCCGCCUGCACUCCAGGUUUAUCAAGGAGGCCCCGGACCUCAUUGAAAGCACACUUGAUGCCCUGGAGGAACACCCCCUACAUCGCGACACAGUAGCCAGAUACUUUGGCCUAGUAUCUGGCUACCUGAUCACCACCACCGGCCACCGAAAAGGGGUCCUGGUUAACCUGACGGUCAAAGCAGUCAGGGAGGCCAAGGGGCACGGGCUGGGCGGCAGGCUGGUCCACAUCUCGGAUCACAAAACACGCCGCAAAUUUAGUCCAGCCACCCUUGCUCUGACUGAGCAAGAGCAUGGGUGGCUGGACCGCUAUUUGCGCCAGAGACACCGUGUGGAUGGUGGCCUCAAGGCCACCACUUUUUUCCAUACGUGGUCGGAGCAACCCCAUGUGAAGCUCCCAGACCUUUUUAAAACGGUCUGGGAGAGCAUGGGGCUUGGGGUUACCCCGACCUUCAACCUGCUGCGAUCCUCCGUGGCCACAUAUACCAAAAGGGAGCUGGGCCGUAGGGCAUAUGAGCGUGUGGCCGCGCUCAUGUGCCACGACCCAACCACGGCCAUGAGGUUUUACCAUGCGGAGGACCCAGCAGAGGAGAUCCACAGUGGCCGUCAGAUGGCCAUCAGUGCAAUAAACAGCCAGGCACUGAAGGCUAAAAAAGCAGCUGAUGUCUCAGAUGACCCCCCCAAACGGAGAUUGAGACAAAAAAAACCCAAAAGCAAACCAGUGGCUGAAGAAAGCUCGGAGGAGCCAGAGCUUAUCUCCAGCGCCUCGUCCGCAGACUGGGAGCCCACAAAUGAGGGCUCUCAGGAGGACGACUACUCCUCUCUCUACCCUUUCCUGUCAUAGUUCCAACAUUCAAAGUCCCAACUCUCAGUCCAACACUAGUGACUUUCCUCUUCUCUCUCUCCCU